CCUCGCGUCGGUCUCAAAGGGCUUCGUCAGAUGACCGCGUUCUUGGGAAAGAAACCCCCUAAACUCGAGUUUCCAAUCGCCCACAUCAUAUUUCACUUCCACGCGCUUUGUGCAACAACGAGUAGGGCCUUCUGUGGAGUAAGCUAUGUCUUGAAGUCGAAAAUAGCCUAGAUGAACUUCUUUCCACGUAUAUUUUUAAUAACGGGAGCGGCUUUCUUUCUCAACCGGACGGCAUGUGUAAAGUUUGCCUCACUCCCGCUUUGCUCAAGAAGGUAUAACCAACGCCGAAUCUUCGAUAUUAGCCGAUUAUAUUCAGAAGGGAAGAAGCUAGAGACUCAAUGGGCAACGGACACCCCCGCCCUGGAUGUGCGCGCGCACAGUCGGUCGGCCCGUAUCAGAUGAUGCACGGUUCCCGACGUCAUUCUUUUUCCUAUAGCUUUACCAUUUCUGUGACUCCUUUUUGAGGCCAGCGGGCCUGUGCUGAAAUUAUCCUAUUCGUCACACGUUUGAACAUAUUCACAGUUCCAUUUUAUUCUUCGCUUCUUAAAAGCCCCAAGGUGCAUCAUAGAUUUGUCCGCAUCCAGAAUGUUUUCAUUCAUUCCCCAAAUGUCAGAACUGAUGAUGUUUUGUUGAACUUGACGCUCAGACCAUCUCGCUCCACUCUGAGGAUUGAAUCUCCCUCACUGCGAGAAAUUGCGAAGCGAAACUCUAGCUCCUACGUCACGUAUUCCAGACGCACAGACCAUUUUUCUGCAGUAUAAAAUGGGGAGUAGUCAGGAGCUAGAGAACAGUCAGAACACAUCUUCCCGUCGUUCUACGCGUCUUUAGCACACACAACUCACUAACAACAUGUUUUCCAAGUUUGCUGCUCUUGCAUCCCUCGCCCUCCUUGCGGUCGCCACUCCCACUCCUGGCGGUGAACCUGCCAGCCAGUGCUCUACUGGUCCCGUUCAAUGCUGUAACACUGUCACAACUGCUGGAGAUCCUGCUGCGGCUGGCGUACUUGCCUUGAUCGGUGUUGUCGUCCAGGACUUGACUGUGCCAGUUGGACUCACGUGCGACCCCAUCACCGUAAUUGGUGCUGGAGGUUCCGGAUGCAGCGCCAACCCAGUCUGCUGUGAGGACAACAGCCACGGCGGUCUCAUCUCGAUUGGAUGCGUUCCCGUCGACCUGAGCUUGUAAGCUAUGAAAUUAACAAGGACACUUCAUCGGGAUCAUCCCCGAUGAAUUGACUGGGCUCAUGUAGGAGGCGGUAUUUGAGCAUCUGUCAAUAAUUAUGCUCUGAUCCUAACCCAAUCAUGACCUUCAUCUGCUGUGUUGUUAUUUCUUAUUGUUCGGAUUGCUGUGCUUCGUUAUGAUACUUAUGACGUGUUUGUUGUGUUUUCGGAUCCCAAUGAAGUCGGU
Molecule: messenger RNA, 1404 nt
Organism: Fomitiporia mediterranea MF3/22
Lineage: Eukaryota; Fungi; Basidiomycota; Agaricomycetes; Hymenochaetales; Hymenochaetaceae
Product: fungal hydrophobin
Exons: 5
Coding region: 850-1182 (110 amino acids)
Cellular component (GO): fungal-type cell wall
Molecular function (GO): structural constituent of cell wall
Source: RefSeq, a predicted model, not a curated record